Neodiprion fabricii is the source of this 1672-nucleotide messenger RNA. RefSeq lists its product as uncharacterized. Lineage: Eukaryota; Metazoa; Arthropoda; Insecta; Hymenoptera; Diprionidae. The record is from RefSeq and is a predicted model, not a curated record. The transcript is spliced from 3 exons. Bases 201 to 1319 code for a protein of 372 amino acids.
UUUGCAGAACUUCAGAUUCGUACAUUGGAAAAUACUUUCGAAUAUUUAACUAGUUAUUUCUAACCCGCGUUUUUGAUAUUUUGCUAGAUGUGACAGACUUUGAAAUUGAAUUGUAAUACGAUACGUUUCGUUUCGCGUUCGUUGCAUUUCGAAAUUGUGCAUUAUACGUUGAUGUAACUGUCAGCUUCCGCUAGGUUAAAAUGCCCGUAGAAUGGACAGAGGCGCGAGUUUACAAACUAGUUUUAUCGUACAUUCGGCACGAAUGCCUGUGGAAACACGAUAGUGAUUCGUAUAAUGAUUUGGAGGCACGGUACACCGCAUACCUGGGGAUAAUUCGAGACCUGAACAUUCGCGAUCUGACCGUGAACGAGGUUCGCGAUAGAAUAAAGCAAAUAAAGCGGACCUAUCGCAUGGAAUUGGCAAAGAUCAACGAUGCUAACUUCCGGGGAUUCCCCUACAAGCCAAAAAUCACUUGGUUUGAAUUGAUCCACGAAUUUUUACGCGCUUAUAUCACAGAACAGGAUUCUAACGCCGAUAGCUCGCUACAUGUUGAGGCGAAUAAUGGUGAGCCAGAAGAAUUCAACCAUCACACCUCCCAGUCGUUGUUAUAUUCGCCACGUUGCUGUCCAAUAAACCAGUGUCCCAGCUGUGUUAGACAUUUUCCAACUCAACUCAAUCUCGACACAUCCCCAACAAAGUUGACGAAAAAUGCUGUACCUUUAAAACAGAAAAUUAAUCUUGCCUCGCAACAUGACUCUAUCAGGCAGCAAACACCUAGAGCUUUGCAAUCCAUUCCGAACAUCAGUUCAUUUUCAACCUCUGGCGAUUGUUCAAUAAUCAGAGCUUCGAACGCAGAAGUAAAGUCACAAGUCAUAACCAAUUCCAUCAAGAAACACAAGUCACAAAAAAAGUAUGGCGAUGAAUUUGAUGCUUUUGGCAAAAGUGUCGCAUGCCAAUUGCGUGAACUGUCAUUGCCACAUGCGCUUCGAACUCAAACAAACAUUCAGAGUCUGCUUGCUGAGGAGAGGAUAAAUUCUAACAAAGAGAAAGUGAUUAAUAAACAAAGUGCAGACGAAGUCUCUCAACAUCACAGGCACUACAGGGAUUCUCGGUGGACACAACCUUCGAGGAAUAGUCGUUCGUCAUUCAUCUGCAAUGCAAAUUUCCAAUGUCCAUCAGCUAGUGAUUUGAGCUCUUCUGGUCACCUGAGUAAUGGAAGACGCGCGAAACUUGUUGAAAGAAAUCAGAUAGUGAAUUGUCAUCCGGAUAAUUGUAUUGCCUCCAAAAUUUCAUAUAAAAAAGCUAGUCUAAAAACUUAGUAGGAAUUUAACAUCUGUAGCACAAUAAUAAAUUUCUUACAUAAGCAUUCACAUCGUCAAAACAAGGCAAAGUGACGCGUUUAAAGUCUACGAAAAGUUUCUAUUCCAAGGAAAUCUGAAGUUAGUGUGUUAAAAUGUUUGAUGAUUCAUUCACGUUUGCUAAACGUAUUUUUUAUAGUAUGGUUACUUCUAAUUUUGGUGUUCCUAAGUACAUAUUUUCCAUCUUAGUAGCAGUCUGAUAAAAAAUAAUUUUGUAUGUAAUGUAUUUUUUACAUGAAGUUAUGGAUAUCUUUUUGUAAAACGAUUAUGUCAACAUACAUCAAUUUCUUUUAUAACAUAAUAAUAAUAAUCAC